CUGUUUAGUUCUGUAGUGUUUUUCAGUAUAUUGUUAAAUACUUCGUUAAAAUGCUAAGAGUAAUGUCUUUUUAUCAGAGUUAUUGUGGUCUAAGCUGAGUGAGUAUGGUACAUUAGUUGUGCCCGGGUUGUUUAUCAGAGCGGCGUCGCAGUUCGGGAUGAUUUUUGAGUUGAUAUUAAUAUGGAGAAUAAACGAGGAGAGAUUCCGACCAGCGUCCUGGAUAAUCUCUGCAGUCGCUUCAUCCUGCACGUCCCAAGUGAAGAAAGAGACAAUGCUAUCCGAGUUUGCUUCCAGAUUGAGCUUGCCCAUUGGUUUUACCUGGACUUUUACGUGCAGAACACACCAGGAUUACCUCAGUGUGGGAUAAGAGACUUUGCCAAGGCUGUUUUUAAUCACUGUCCCUUCCUGCUUCCCCAAGGCGAGGAUGUUCAGAAGGUUUUAGAUAAGUGGAAAGAGUAUAAGAUGGGGGUUCCUACAUAUGGUGCAAUUAUCCUAGAUGAAACCCUUGACAAUGUUUUACUAGUGCAAGGAUAUCUAGCUAAAUCAGGAUGGGGCUUUCCUAAAGGAAAAGUUAAUGAGGAGGAAGCGCCACAUGAUUGUGCUGUACGAGAGGUUUUGGAAGAGACUGGCUUUGAUAUCCGAAACCGCAUCUGCAAAGACACUUUUAUUGAGCAGAAAAUCACAGAACAGAUUGCAAGAUUGUACAUAAUACCUGGUGUUCCAAAAGAGACGAAGUUCAACCCCAAAACCAGGAAAGAAAUAAGGAACAUUGAAUGGUUUUCGGUUGACAAACUACCCUGCCAUAGAAAUGACAUGACUCCUAAAUCCAAGCUUGGCCUUGCUCCCAACAAGUUCUUCAUGGUUAUACCUUUUAUGAGACAGCUCAAAGAAUGGAUAUCCAAGCAUAAAUUGGAAUCAACUAGCAGUGAUGAAGACUUUAUGUCUAAUGGUAGCACUCCAUGCAAGUCUUUUCACUCUCGGCCGAGGCGCUCACAUGUGUCAGUGGACUCAUCUCUGGAAGAUGGCUUGGCAAAGCCCAAUCAACUAAAAGCUAUUGGACAACCCAGUCCAUGUGAGUUUGGAGACUUUCUUACAGUCAAGAAUCAUAAUGUGAAAUGCAAUGGAAAGAAGCACCAAGAUUUGUCUAAUGUGAAGAAAAGGACAAAUGACUUCAAUAAUCAUCAGAAAGAGGAGAAGAAGCUUCAGCCCAGACGACUGCAGGACAAUUUUGAUGCUGAUGCUCAGGAAGAAGUGCACAGUGUAAAUGGACGAUCAGAUUCUUGCAAUGGAUCUUCACAUGGACAUCACUGGGGCUAUAAUGAUCAGAGCUCGUGGUCGAGUGCUUUCCAAGACUGCAGUGGAAAAUCUCAGUCUCCCAUUGACAUUGAGACUAGCAAGUCAGUAUAUGAUCCCAGUCUGCCUGCUAUAAUACUGGACGGGUAUGAUCUAACAGGUCACCCUGGUCUGACACUGCUUAACAACGGUCACACAUUGCAGCUUUCUUUGCCCAACACUAUGCGCAUAGUGAAAGGAUUUGAUCAGAUCUAUCUGGCUGCCCAGCUUCAUUUUCACUGGGGCGCUGUUGAUACUCCUGGCUCAGAGCACACCGUCGAUAAUGUUCACUUCCCUGCUGAGAUCCAUGUGGUUCAUUAUAACUCCAAAUACCCCAAUAUCUCAGUGGCUGCAAGCAAACCAGAUGGACUCGCUGUGUUGGGAGGACUCAUUGGGAUUGGUCUUCACGAGAAUGAAAACUAUGGAAACAUUCUGUCUGUACUUAAAAACAUUAGUGUACAAGAGACAAACGCUCAGAUCCCAGGUUUUAAUAUCCGUCACCUGCUGCCAAACAGCUUGCAAAAUUUUUAUAGGUACACUGGUUCCCUGACAACUCCACCAUGUUUCCAGUCAGUAAACUGGACACUGUUUAAUGACACAAUCAGUGUCUCGAGGAGACAGCUGGCUGCUCUGGAGGACUCGUUGACAGCAGGGCAAAAUCAGCUCCUGUCCAAAAACUUUCGAGUUCCACAGCCUCUUAAUGAAAGACGAGUGCUGGCCUCUUUUACUAGGUUACCCACUGUUCAGGGUCCUAAUGCAGGUGUGCCAUUUUCAAAAGAAACUAUUACAAGGGUUAAAACAAGUGGAUCAAAUGAUGGACUGUCCAAAGGUGAUAUUUUGGCCAUUCUCUUUGGAGUCUUUUUUGCACUAACUUUGCUGGCUUUCAUCAUGUAUGCUUAUCAACAGCGGAAAAGAACUAAAGACUCCAGGCAAAACGUGGUUUAUAAACCAACAUCCAGGAAGGAGGACAUAUAAAGGCACCACACACACAUUCACAAACACUAACACUUAGGUAAAUUUCCAGUAAAUCCAGUUGGCCUGACUGACUGUCUAAAAAAAAAACAGGAGCACUCGAAGGAAACCCACACAGACACAGGGAGAACAUGCAAACUUCACAAAAAGGACCCAUGUCUAGCUGGGGAAUCAAACUUAGGUCCUACUUGAUAUGAGGAGACUGCACCACCGUGCCACUAUUCCAUUUAUGAUUUUCUACAUUGUAUCUUGUUAAAGAGAUACUUUAAAAUUAAAUGUCUAAUUAUUUGGUGUUAUAUCAUGUAAACCAUGC
Trichomycterus rosablanca is the source of this 2617-nucleotide messenger RNA. RefSeq names its product m7GpppN-mRNA hydrolase-like. Gene Ontology annotation, biological process: deadenylation-dependent decapping of nuclear-transcribed mRNA; nuclear-transcribed mRNA catabolic process, nonsense-mediated decay. The record is from RefSeq and is a predicted model, not a curated record. Gene Ontology annotation, cellular component: P-body; cytoplasm. Bases 181 to 2307 code for a protein of 708 amino acids. NCBI's taxonomy places the organism in Eukaryota, Metazoa, Chordata, Actinopteri, Siluriformes, Trichomycteridae. The transcript has 22 exons. Gene Ontology annotation, molecular function: zinc ion binding; 5'-(N(7)-methylguanosine 5'-triphospho)-[mRNA] hydrolase activity; RNA binding.